Messenger RNA from Parnassius apollo (apollo), 687 nucleotides. NCBI's taxonomy places the organism in Eukaryota, Metazoa, Arthropoda, Insecta, Lepidoptera, Papilionidae. The record is from the annotation of a GenBank genome assembly.
AUGUUUUUGUAUAGGUUACUUCAAAGUGUGAGCAGCAGACUCAAAUCCCUCCCCAUAACGGAGCUGGUGGAAGCAGCCAACGCCGCUUUAUUGCCGGAGGAGAUUGAUAUAGAAGAGUUGCAUAACUCAAUGCAGCGAGACAGCGGAGCCGACAGCUCAAACGGCACAAACUCGGCCGAACACAAGCCGGAACUGCUGUGGUGGCGCAAUGAGCUAACCCUGGACAAGUGCCGACUGACCCUGAUGGGUUUCAGCAAAGGCUGCGUGGUGCUCAACCAGCUCAUAUACGAGUUCCACUACACCAAGACCCUCACGCCGGGAGAUGAGCACAUGGUGAGGUUCAUAGAGCGGAUAGAAGACAUGUAUUGGUUGGAUGGUGGCCACGCGGGCGGAAAGAACACCUGGAUCACGUCCAGGAGUCUGCUGGAAACACUCACCAGGCUUGAUGUGAACAUCUACGUGCAUGUAAGCCCAUACCAGGUACAAGACGAAGUCCGGCCCUGGAUUGGCAGAGAGGAGAAGGCGUUCACUAGUCUAUUGAAGAAACUCGGCGCCAAGGUGGAGCGCUAUCUACACGAUCAGCCCGACGCGCCGCAUUCUCUGCACAUGCACUUCGAAGUGCUCACAGCCUUCGCGAACCCAAAAUGCCCUCCGCUCUACAACACGGACUCUGAUGAAGACAUCUAA